CGAAUAUGAAGAAGGCUCGUAAAGCGAAGGCUGCAAACGGAACGGCAACUGCCCCAAAGAAGCGCGGCAAGAAGUCGUAAGUACUUACUUCUUCUGACUCUAGGAUGGUUGCUGAUUACAUACAGGGAGGCUUAACGGACAUGUAUCUGCUGGAGCGUCAACGUGCUUGGAGGCCGGCAUGUCGUACAAUGAGCCCUGGUUCACUCCGCACGAGAGGAAUGCGGUCGCUGUACUUCUUGCUCCUCUGCCCCCGUCCUGGCCUGUGUCUCUUUCGACCGUCUCCUUCAAUUUUUCAUGGUUUUUGUCCUUGUUUUUUGUGCCCGACCCCGCUGUAAUAUUUGCUCAAAAGAUCUGGGGGACGGGACGGUCACAGAAGCCAACAGAGGCAGUGUAUAGUAGCAAGUUCAAUCAGGGAGACGGGCAAUCCAUCUGAAUUGGAGCCAGAGGCCCGCAAAAGCCCGAUUUUCUUCUGUCUUGUGCUCCUUCGCAUACUGAGCCAGAUGGUGAAAACUUACUCAGUGUACUACACAAGUGCAACAGGUCUUGGAUGCUCAGGCCAGCUCCGGCAUGACGGUAGGCAGGCCUUGACGAGGGGGCAUGCAUCGUCGAAACGAAACAUGCAGGGAUUUCUAGAGUAUUCCUCUGCCCUCGGCAAUCUGGGACUUCGUGUAGUGUAGUGUAUGAACGAUGGAAGCAGAGGAAUGGGUCACAGACCCGGGGCGCAGGGUCGAUUGGGGUUGGUGGAUGGGCCGGAUCCG
This is a messenger RNA of Canariomyces notabilis, 758 nucleotides long. RefSeq lists its product as uncharacterized. The record is from RefSeq and is a predicted model, not a curated record. The transcript has a single exon. NCBI's taxonomy places the organism in Eukaryota, Fungi, Ascomycota, Sordariomycetes, Sordariales, Chaetomiaceae. Bases 179 to 433 code for a protein of 84 amino acids.